GGAGUGGGGGGGCUGCCUGGCUGUUGGAGUGGGAUGGGUUUCUCCCUCGGGGCUCCCCUGAGGAGCGCGGUUGCGCCUCCCUUCUCCCUCGUUCGCCUUUUCCCCUCCGGGCAGGGGUGCUCAACAAGAGCGGGUGGGCCAAGACCGAGCCUCGGUUGGAGCCUCUGCGCGACUCCUUCUGAGCAUUCAUUACAUGGCAGGUCCAAUAAUACUGUAACAAUUUACAGAUGGAAUCAGAAGCUAAAGAAGAAGACGAAAGCCUGCAAACAGCUUUCAAAAAACUGAGAGUGGAUCCAGCUGGAUCUUCUACAUCAGUGAGUGAAGGAACAGGACUGAGAGCUUCAAUCAGAGCUGCUGUUGAUGGAGGCAGGCAUCAAAAUGGCUGCUCAAGAGAAACUUGGCAUGGGUGUGCCAGGAAGCCCUUGAGAGGGGCUACAAGGCCACAACGUCGCAGACGUUCCAAAUCUCCUGUCCUCCAUCCUCCUAAGUUUACAUACUGCAGCAUGAAAGCAUCUUCUACAAACAGCCAACUGAAACACAAAUGCCAGACCGAUACAUCAAAGAACAAACUUGGUCCAGAUUCUAGUGUUGCAGAAGAGCCAUACAUAGGAAGAAACAGAUGCCCCCUUUUUGAUAACAGCAUCUGCUGGAGAGCCAGAGCAGAACACCAGAGCACUUUCACAAAUGAGCAGCCUUCCGAAAAUUUGGAAAAGAGUUGUCAUGCUUUUUCUUUGACCUUUGAAACCAGCCUGGAUGCCAGCCAAACCACAGAUUUCCGAUCACUAUCCAAGCUGAGUUAUGGGAAGCAGUGCCCUUGUGUGGACAAGGAAUGUGACUGCAAACCAUGGCAAGCAAUAGAAGCAUACUCCUUUUCUGGUUUGCGGAGUGUCCUGUCGGAAUGUGAAAAAGCAGUCCUGGAAGUACAUUCACAAUCUUUGCCAAACCGAUCGCCUUCUGGUCUGGGUUCCUCAGGCUCUGCCCGGUCUUGUUCUGAACAAGCUCGUGUGUUUGUGGAUGAUGUGACUAUUGAAGACCUUUCAGGGUAUAUGGAGUAUUACUUGUAUAUUCCCAAGAAAAUGUCCCACAUGGCAGAGAUGAUGUACACUUGACAUGAGAAUCAUGGGUUGAAAAUUCAGUGGUGGUAGUGAGAUAUUUCCUCAGUGCCAUAGUUGGAAAUGUGUCUGUUGUCAUUGCUGCGUGUUUGAGCAAAUGUCUAUUUGCACCAUACAGUGUAGUUUUUUAAAUAAAAUAUAAAAGAAACACCACUCUAUGUCUUUAAGGUGUACAAAAUUAUACUCAAAGUUUCAAAAGUGUCCCUAGAAUAAAUUUAUCCCUUGUUCCAUCCAAAGGUUCUUAUUAAACCAGAUGUCUUGUAAAAACAUCCUUUUGAAAUAGAAGCUUACUUAUGGCCUGGCAAAUGCUGCUAAUUUGAAAUUACUGUAUAUGUACUGAGUUGAAUUCUGUUUUAGCCAAAGAUUCUAGGAUGCUUUGUUGCCAUUCUUUUACAGAGUAAGCAAACUUCUAUGCCAUCUUGAACAUGGAAAUGUAAAGAAUAGUUUGCACAGUCCCUCUGAACACACUGCAGAUAUGGCACUCUUCUAAUUUUCCUAGGUAUUUGUCGAGGGAUAAUCCUGGAGAUCGGUCUUCAGUAUCACUUUGGCCAACGAUUCAGAGUAAACAUAGACUUUUUUCCCCAGAAUACAAGAGUCCUACAAUUGGUCCUCUCUUUUUUUGUUUCACAAAUUACUAGAUUUUUUGUGUAUGUAUCUGCACAUAGUUUGAGGAGACAUACACUUUUGCUCUGGAAACAUGUUUUGCUCUUUUCCUUGUUCAGCUGCUAUCCCACUUUACCCUCACAUUCAGUUAUGACCUUUAAAAAUGAUUCUAAUCUUGAAUUUAUGAGAGACCAAAGUAAAAUUAAUGCUUCAUAUACUUCUUCAGAAAAUUACUCAAGACUUCUUGAGUUAGCAGGUACUGACUUUGUCCUAGAAGACUUCUGCUGGGCUCUGUUUAAAUGGAUAUUUCUAGAAUAUCUAAUACCAUAGACUUAGAGCAAUGGCAUAUCCAUGUGCAACAGAAAUGCAGCCUACUUUAUCACUGGGCUCUUGUAAGCCAUCUUCAAUUUCAUAGGUCAACUUCUGUUUUUCACACCUAUUAGCUCUUUAUAGAGGAAACAAGAUCAACAAUGCUAACUCACAAAUUAGGAAUGCAGAUUAAGCUUGGUGCAUAAUUAACAAAUUAGGCCAAAGCAUAAAUUAUGAUUCCCUUAAUACUCCCCUGUGCCUCUUUUUUUCCUUUUGUGGAGGCAUAAUGUUUUUUUUUUUAAAAAACUAUAAGUCUGUGUACUUGUGAAUUUUUUUAGUUUUUUUUUAUGUAUUGUAUAUAAGUUAGUUUAUGAGACUGAAACUUAAUCUUAAAAGCAGCCAACUAUCCCAUGAAACACUGAGAUGCUCUAGAAAAGAGGAGAAUCCACAGUUGCUAUACAUUGACCCAUGUGCCAGCUCUUACAACAGGGAAUCAGUCUAAAGAGAAAUCUGUUCUCUUACAAGAUUUGAAGAAAACAAUUUGAAUAAAGUGUAUGAGAAAACC
Pogona vitticeps (central bearded dragon) is the source of this 2589-nucleotide messenger RNA. Its product is annotated as oxidative stress-responsive serine-rich protein 1. NCBI's taxonomy places the organism in Eukaryota, Metazoa, Chordata, Lepidosauria, Squamata, Agamidae. Gene Ontology annotation, biological process: cellular response to hydrogen peroxide. The record is from RefSeq and is a predicted model, not a curated record.